Molecule: messenger RNA, 2475 nt
Organism: Malaclemys terrapin pileata
Lineage: Eukaryota; Metazoa; Chordata; Testudines; Emydidae
Gene: MSH5
Product: mutS homolog 5
Exons: 1
Coding region: 40-2475 (811 amino acids)
Biological process (GO): chiasma assembly; mismatch repair
Cellular component (GO): nucleus
Molecular function (GO): ATP-dependent DNA damage sensor activity; mismatched DNA binding; ATP binding
Source: RefSeq, a predicted model, not a curated record
CUGUCUUCACCAGCAGCACAGCUCCUGGAACCGGCUAGAAUGAGCACCACUGCUACACUGAACACCCAUUGUCUCCCACCACCACCUGUGCCUGAACAAGAGGAGGAGCAAGAGCAACCUCAGAUACACAUGUGUGUUUUGUGGUAUGCAGGGCAGCUGGGGAUCACUUAUUAUGACACAGGAGACUGCUCAGUCUACUUCAUGCCCGACAUGCCUGAUAACGAAGACCUCAAGCUGCUGCAGAAAGUGAUUGAUGAAGUCCUUCCCCAAUGCAUAGUGACUAGUGCCAAGCAGGAUCACAACAUUGCCAAAUUCCUGACCAAUAUGGGUGCUGCUACUGGGGACGGGGACAAACCAGAAAUUGUCCUCUUUCCCAAUAUGGACUUUGGCCUGGAAGUGAGCAAACAGCGGAUCCUAUCUAGGCAAUUCCCUUUCAUUCCCUCUCAUAUGACUGCAACAGAGAAAAUCCUCUAUUUGUCCUCCAUCAUUCCCUUUGAGAGCCCACUCAUGGUACGAGCAUUAGGUGGGCUGUUGAAGUUUCUUGACAGGAGGCGGAUCGGAGUCGAACUGGAAGAUAGCACAAUCGGAGUUCCCAUCUUGGCCUUUAAAAAGUUUGUGCUCAUGGAUAUUGUGAAUAUGGACCAAGAUACUUAUUGUGUCCUACAGAUAUUUAAAAGUGAGGUGCAUCCUUCUGUUUACAAGCUGGCCAGUGGGCUGAAAGAAGGACUCAGUUUGUAUGGGAUUUUGAACCGCUGCAGGUGCAAGUGGGGAGAGAAACUGAUGAGGUUGUGGCUCAUGCGGCCCACCCGGAACCUUACAGAGCUGAACAAACGGCUGGAUGUUAUUCAGUUCUUCUUGCUGGCUCAGAACCAUGAAACAGUCCUGACUCUUCAAGACUGCCUCAAGAAUAUAAAAAAUGUACCUCAGAUUCUGAGAAGAAUGACUCUUUCACAUACAAAGGUCAGUGACUGGCAGGCACUUUAUAAGACAGUUUAUAGUGCAGUGUGCCUCAGAGAUACAUGCCGCUCCCUGCCUAGCAGCAUCGAGCUCUUCCAGACCAUUUCACAGGUCUUCACCGAUGAUCUGCACUAUAUUGCCAGUCUCAUCAGCAAAGUGGUAGAUUUUGAAGGCAGUAUCUCAGAAAACCGCUUCACUGUCAGACCCAAUGUGGACUCCACCAUUGACGAAAAGAAACGAAAGCUGAUGGGUCUCUCAGACUUCCUUACAGAGGUGGCCCGGAAGGAAUUGGAGACCCUGGACAAUCGGAUUCCUUCCUGUUGUGUCAUCUAUAUUCCCUUGAUUGGAUUCUUGCUUUCAAUUCCACGGCUGCCCACAAUGGUGGACAAGAGUGACUUUGAGAUUGAAGGCCUGGACUUCAUGUUCUUGUCAGAGGAUAAACUACAUUACAGAAGUGCUAGGACAAAGGAACUAGACAGCAUUCUGGGUGACCUGCACUGUGAGAUCAGAGACCAGGAAACACUUAUCAUGCACCAGAUGCAGACAAAGAUCUUGGAGAAGUCGGCGGUGCUGAACAAUGUGAUUGAGUACACAGCGCACCUAGAUGUGCUGCUAGCUCUGGCAGUGAUGGCUCGAGAGAAUAGCUACAGCCGUCCAUGCUUUACUCACCGCCAUGGCAUCCACAUCAAGGAUGGCAGGCAUCCACUCAUGGAGCUAUGUGCAAAGACUUUUGUGCCCAACCCUGUGAACAGUGGUGAGGCUAAUGGGCGGAUAAAGAUCCUUACAGGGCCCAACUCAUCUGGGAAGAGUGUAUACUUAAAAAUGGUGGGCCUUAUAACAUUCAUGGCCCUAAUUGGCAGCUAUGUCCCUGCUGCAGAGGCUGAGAUUGGGGCAGUUGAUGGGAUUUACACCAGGAUUCACAGCAGGGAAUCAGUAUCUGUGGGACUCUCCACUUUCAUGAUUGAUCUCAACCAGGUUGCCAAAGCAGUGAACAAUGCCACUGGGAGGUCCUUGGUACUUAUUGAUGAGUUUGGCAAAGGGACCAACACAGUGGAUGGCCUCUCCCUUCUGGCCGCUGUGCUGAGGUAUUGGCUCAAUCAGGGAAUCGGGUGCCCGCAGGUCUUUGUCUCCACUAAUUUUCACAGCUUGGUGCAGCUGAAGCUCCUUCCUGACACCCCUCUUGUGCAGUACAUGACAAUGGAGACCCACCAGGAUGGAGAUGAGUUAAUAUUCUUUUAUCAGCUCAAGGAGGGGGUGUCUACUGUUAGCCAUGCUGCCAAUAUUGCUGUGUUGGCUGGGAUGCCACCCAAAGUGAUUGCACGAGGAGUGGAAGUAUCAGAGCUUAUCCGAAAUGGAAAACCUAUUAGACGUAUUGAUCAUCCAUCCAAAGGGAACCAGCUAGAGAGAUGCAAGUCUCUGGUGGAAAAGUUCCUUUGCCUAGACCUUGAUGACCCCCAUGUGGACUUAGAGAAGUUCAUUAGUCAGGAAGUGCUGCCCUCUGCAGCCUCCAUUCUGUAA